Molecule: messenger RNA, 612 nt
Organism: Cryptosporidium ubiquitum
Lineage: Eukaryota; Apicomplexa; Conoidasida; Eucoccidiorida; Cryptosporidiidae
Product: Ras small GTPases RIC1 YPT1
Exons: 1
Coding region: 1-612 (203 amino acids)
Molecular function (GO): GTP binding; GTPase activity
Source: RefSeq, a predicted model, not a curated record
AUGAAUCCUGAGUACGACUACUUAUUCAAACUACUUUUAAUAGGCGAUAGUGGUGUAGGCAAAUCAUGCUUACUUUUAAGAUUUGCUGAUGAUACCUAUACUGACAGUUAUAUUUCAACAAUUGGCGUUGAUUUCAAGAUAAGAACAAUAAGCUUGGAGAACAAGACAGUAAAAUUACAGAUAUGGGAUACUGCGGGACAGGAGAGGUUUAGAACUAUCACUUCUAGUUAUUAUAGAGGGGCACAUGGAAUCAUUAUUGUUUACGAUGUUACAGACAGAGAUUCUUUUGAUAAUGUUAAACAAUGGAUCCAGGAGAUUGAUAGAUAUGCAAUGGAGAAUGUCAAUAAGUUGCUGGUAGGCAACAAGUGUGACCUUGUAAGCAAAAGGGUGGUAACUUCAGAUGAAGGAAGAGAGCUUGCAGAUUCUCACGGAAUAAAAUUUAUAGAAACCUCCGCUAAAAACGCCUAUAAUGUUGAACAAGCAUUCCAUACAAUGGCAGGUGAAAUCAAGAAGAGAGUUCAAGUAAACAGUCAGAAUACGAGAGGUUCUGCACAACAAGGUCCCAAGUUAGCAGGAGCUCAGCCAAUCAAACAAGGCGGCUGUUGUUCAUAG